CAAAAGCCCCCCUGCCUCUGCAAGACAGUGCUUUUUUCCCACUAUGGGCGAUCAGAGAAGCCCAGCCAGGCCAAAAAGACAAGCCAAGCUUUCGGCAGACGACGGAUUCUGGGACUGUAGCGUCUGCACCUUCAAGAACAGCGCAGAGGCAUUUAAAUGCAGUAUAUGUGAUGUGCGGAAAGGCACAUCGACAAGGAAACCCAGACUAAACCCUCAACUCGUGGCCCAGCAGGUAGCCCAACAGUACGCAUCCCCACCUCCUCCAAAGAAAGAGAGGAGAGAGAGAUCAGAGAAAGAGAGAGCUGACAUGGAUCUGGCCGAGGACGAUCACUUUGACAUGGACAACUCUGAUUCAGACAGGCUUAGUAGUGUUCACCCAGACUCUGAUCACCCAGACAGACUGACUCUGGACAGGGUUCACACGAGCAAAGAGAGAGGACAGGACAGAAUCGGACUGAAUAAGCUACAGCAGCAGGACUUGGACAGGAGGCCAGAGAAGGGAGGUCUUAGCCAGGAGCAGCUUCACCAAAACCAGAUGGACAAGGACCACUUGGACCCGGAAUCGGCACAGCCUCAAAGGGGGCACGUGGACAAGGAACAUCCCAAAAUAGGAGGUGGAUCUGGAGCACACGGGGUGGAUCGAGUGCGAUCUGAGAGAGAGUUACUGAAAAAAGACAAGUUUGAGAGGGGGAUGCCUGAGAAAGACAAACACAGAGAAAAGGGCACAACCACUCCCACUAAGAAAACUACUGGUAAAAAGACAAAACCCAAAUCGGUCCAUACUGGUCCACCCAGUGAGAGAACAAGCUCAAAGUCAGGGAAGUCAACAAAGAAGAGCAACAAGUCACUCGUAACAAGACCCAGACUGAAGAACAUUGACCGAAGCUCUGCUCAGCAGCUUGCCAUAACUGUGGGCAACGUAACUGUUAUCAUCACUGACUUUAAGGAGAAGAAACGCUCCUCCUCCACGUCCUCCUCUACCGUGACCUCCACGACUGGAUCAGACCUGCAGCACCAGAACUCUGGGUCUGAGAGCACUGACAGGGGCUCCUCACGAGCCUCCACCCCAAGACGAGACCUCUCCACUGGACAUAAAGUGUCCUUAUGAAGGGGUUGGACAUCCAGAACCAAUCACUCUUACAAUACUGUGAGCCACCACAUCCACUCACACACAACCACCACUGACUGUCAGAUUAACCUUUAGAGAACUUUAAAGGUUAUUUAAUAUAUGGUGGAAAUGCUUUA
Messenger RNA from Chanos chanos (milkfish), 1245 nucleotides. It is a transcript of the gene rybpa, whose product is annotated as RING1 and YY1 binding protein a. The coding region runs from base 44 to 1108 and encodes 354 amino acids. Lineage: Eukaryota; Metazoa; Chordata; Actinopteri; Gonorynchiformes; Chanidae. Gene Ontology annotation, biological process: positive regulation of DNA-templated transcription. Gene Ontology annotation, molecular function: DNA binding; transcription coregulator activity. The record is from RefSeq and is a predicted model, not a curated record. The transcript is spliced from 5 exons. Gene Ontology annotation, cellular component: nucleus.